CGCCGGGACUCGGCCCGGGGCAACUAGGGGCCCUUUCUCGCUCGGGGCUCGGAUGGGAGGCGUUGGGAGGAGCGGCCUGGGAUGUUCAGUCUGAUGGCCAAUUGCUGCAGCUGGUUCAAGCGGUGGCGGGAGCCCGUCAGAAAGGUGACUCUUGUGAUGGUGGGACUUGAUAAUGCUGGUAAAACGGCAACGGCAAAGGGAAUCCAAGGAGAGUAUCCUGAAGAUGUAGCUCCUACUGUUGGAUUUUCCAAAAUUGACCUCAGACAAGGAAAAUUUGAAGUCACCAUCUUUGACUUGGGAGGUGGAAAAAGAAUUCGGGGUAUCUGGAAGAAUUACUAUGCUGAGUCCUAUGGGGUAAUAUUUGUUGUGGAUUCCAGUGAUGAAGAGAGAAUGGAAGAGACAAAAGAGACAAUGUCAGAAGUGCUAAGACAUCCUAGGAUAUCGGGGAAGCCUAUACUGGUGUUGGCAAAUAAACAAGACAAGGAAGGGGCUUUAGGAGAAGCUGAUGUGAUUGAAUGCCUAUCUCUGGAAAAAUUGGUCAAUGAGCACAAGUGCCUAUGUCAAAUAGAACCUUGUUCAGCAGUCUUGGGCUACGGAAAGAAAAUUGACAAGUCCAUUAAAAAAGGCCUUUACUGGCUCCUACAUAUCAUUGCAAGAGACUUUGAUGCUUUAAAUGAACGCAUCCAAAGAGACACAACAGAACAGCGUGCUCUUGAAGAACAAGAGAAACGAGAGAGGGCUGAACGAGUGCGAAAAUUACGAGAAGAAAGAGAACAAAGAGAACGAGAGCAGGCGGAACUCAAUGGAACCAGCAGCCUGGCUGAGUUGGACUCCGAACCAAUUAUUGUUAAUCCUUUCCAGCCAAUCGCAUCUGUCAUCCUUGAGAAUGAAAGAAAACUUGAAAAAGACAAAAAGAGACACAGUAUGGAGAAAGACAGUGAUGGCUGCCCCCCGAAACAUAAAACGGAGAAUGAGCAAAUAGAGACACAGAGCCAGAUCAGUGACAAUAGCCAAAAAAACAAUGAGCUUGGAAUAGUUGAAAAUUAUAAAGAGGCAUUAACACAGCAGUUGGAGAAUGAAGAUGAUACAGACCAGCGAUCAUCAGAAUCAGAUAACAGCAAAAAGAAAACUAAGAAACUAAGAAUAAAAAGGAGUCACCGUGUAGAACCUGUUAAUACAGAUGACUCUGCUCCUAAGAGUCCAACACCACCCCCGCCUCCUCCUCCUGUUGGCUGGGGAACCCCCAAAGUCACUAGACUUCCAAAACUUGAGCCUCUUGGUGAAACACGUCAUAAUGCUUGGUACACAUUUCUUUGCACUUGGUUAAUGGCAAGUAAACAACAGAUACAUGAUGAACUAGAGUAGUAAUUAAAAGAUUUCUAUGGGAAGCCACUGCCUCCCCUGUCUGCACGACAGAGGCCUAACAGUGAUGCUCAUGAUGUGGUUUCAUAACCGAGUCAUGUGAUGAGCUUUUUAAAGAUCUGCAAGAUCAACUAGAAGACCUUCCUUCUCAAAGAAGAAAAACCCUAAGCAUUGAUGACUGGGGCAAGAUAACCAUAGUGAUUUCAGUGAGAUAAAUAGCCAAAGACCUGGCUGAUAUGACAAUUAUCCAUGUUAUUCAUGGUUUAAAAAAAAGGAAGGAAAAUGACCAAUAGAUGGGAUGAGCAUUUGAAUCAAGUUAGCAGGAGUUACUGUUGACUCUGGUUUUUACAGUCCUGCUCAUGGGCAUAUUCCUGAAGGAAAACCUCUUCAGAAAAAGAGCCAAUGGACUCUGCACACUUUCUUUACUAUAUGUUUAAUAGUCUUUAUUAUUGUAUCCUAAACAUUUUUUGUAAGAUACAUGUGCAUGGAAGGGGAACUCUUGGGAUUUAUAACCUAAGUUUUUAACUUUUUAUAUUUUUCUAAAACUUAUAAGAAUUUUAAUUAUUAUGAUAUCGACUGUGCACUUUUCUAUAGAUGCUUUGUUUAAAUUGUGUCUGGAAAUGGAGUUGAUUUACUUGACAAACAUGAACUACACAAACAGGACAUAUUUAUAUGGUUUAAGGUAUAUUUCAUAAUAGUAUUGUUCUUGAAGUGUACAUUCUAAUUUUACCUAAUUUUAAAGUAAUGCCUUUUAAAAAUAGAUUCUUAGAUCUUUACUCUACCAAAUUAUAUUAUUUGAAAACACUACCCAAGGAGAGUUCAAUUUUUUUGUCAUUUGCUUUUUUUUUUUUUUUUUUUUUUUUUUUGGUGAUGAUCACAAUAAAUCAAGGAGACUUGAAAUACUUUUUUGACCUAUAUGCUUUUUAAAUGAAUAAAAAUGUUAUGUGAGAUAUUAUUAAAAUUCCUAAUGAACACCUCUUUUAUAAGAUAGACCUUUUCAGAUCAGGAUGCUCCUUGUCACCCCCUCAUUCUAUCAGAAGCUUCAAUGACUCUUUUAGGUUAUUCUAAUUGUUUUGUGCCUUGGAAAUAAAGGCAGAAAGACUGAAAAAGCCACUGUAAGUACAGAGACUUGUGUUUUAUAACCAGCAAAUGCUUGGGAACUAAUCGAUAGGAAUAAAAAUGUUGGCUUAAAAUUACUAAAUAAUUCCAAAAUAAUUUCCCAAUUUAAAAUAAUAGCACUUUUCUUACAGUAAAGAAUGGCAUCUGUAGAAUUCUCUACUUGUCUGGCAUUUAGACAAACUUUUAGAAAUAUACUUUGAGUAAUAGAUUCAUAAUGUUGCAUUUAAUUGAAAGUGUGCGUUUAUAUCAAGGUGAAAAUGCAAUAUGAAAAUACAAUAUGAAUCCUUAUCACCUUGUUAAAAUUGGUAAGUUGGGUAACUUGUACUGACAACAGACAUAUACUAGUAUCUAACAAUAACAAGAUUAAGUAGGUCUAAGGCAGUUUAAUAUGGUUAUUUACUUUAAAAGUUUAACUUUGGAGCAUCACAUUUUAGUCAUAUUUUAUAACAACCUAAAUUUGAUAAAUGGCUGAAAUGUAAGGAAAAGCAACACAAGAAGGCAGAAUGUAAAUUUUGAAUUGGAUUUUAGAGAAAAACUUGUUUGUACAUCUUUCUGGCUCCUUUUUGUAACAUUUACAUUUAGUCAUUUUUUUAAAAAAACUGAACUUUUGCCAUCUUUUAAAUUUUCAUCUAGUUUGAGAAUAAACAAAGGUUAAAUUUUUUUGUUUCCUACCAGUGAUUACUGUAGUGUACAGUAAUUAUUGAGUUCAUUUAUUAGAAAUGAAUAAAAAUGAUUUUGAAAUUAAAUAUAUGAUAAAGUGAAAUAAAUGUUUUAUAUCUCUCUCUCAAAAAAGUAAUUUGCAUUCUUAAAGCAUUCUAAAAAUAUUUUAAAAGAAGUUUUGUAAAUCCAGGUUGCUUUUAACAAGUAAAUGCCUAUUUUGUUAUAUGCUGUAUUUUUGUUCAUAAUCAUCAUGAAUUAUGACAUUUUCACACAAUAAAAAUAAUUUAUAUCAGUA
Felis catus (domestic cat) is the source of this 3436-nucleotide messenger RNA. RefSeq names its product ADP ribosylation factor like GTPase 13B (gene ARL13B). The transcript has 11 exons. Gene Ontology annotation, molecular function: GTPase activity; GTP binding. The record is from RefSeq and is a predicted model, not a curated record. NCBI's taxonomy places the organism in Eukaryota, Metazoa, Chordata, Mammalia, Carnivora, Felidae. The coding region runs from base 82 to 1365 and encodes 427 amino acids. Gene Ontology annotation, biological process: non-motile cilium assembly; receptor localization to non-motile cilium. Gene Ontology annotation, cellular component: motile cilium; non-motile cilium; ciliary membrane.